Marchantia polymorpha subsp. ruderalis is the source of this 2759-nucleotide messenger RNA. The record is from the annotation of a GenBank genome assembly. Lineage: Eukaryota; Viridiplantae; Streptophyta; Marchantiopsida; Marchantiales; Marchantiaceae.
GGAACAGGAAACUACGGACGUCGUUCUCUACUGCAGUUCGGGUGACGAGCUUGCGCAGUGAGCUGCCACUCGCCAGAAGUGGUGAUCGCCUUAGCCGGUGAGAGGAUGGUGCCCGGCAGCCUCGUUGAGCGUCGUUGAAGGAAUGCGGCAAUCGCUCAAGGAGGCCUUGCAGAGAUCUCGGCAGUGAGAUUUUUGCAAGGCCUUCAAUUUCGCGGAAGGCUGUCGUGCCAUUGCCGUUCCCGGCAAGCGUCGGAAGAAAGAGGUUCACGAUCGAUUGACGUGACUGGACUCCGACUCAGGCAAAUUUGAAUAUCUUUUCGGGGGUGCGGAGAUUGAUCGGCGCCUCGAAAUUUCAGGUUACAAUUCAGAGCAUUGCCGGGUGAUGUAUUGUGGAAAGUGAAGAGGAAAGAGAUCGGUGCAGUGACGGUGUGUGGUGAUGGUGUCCACUGCGGCUGCGUCCGGCGGUAUGGAGAAAGAGUUUUUUUGGUCCGAGACCGAUGAGCCUCACGCGUCGAGGAGACGCCAGAUCUUGGAUUCCCACCCUGAGAUCAAGCAGUUGUUUGGCCCUGAUCCUUGGGCGCCAGCUAAGAUUACUGCUGUCGUGGCGUUACAAUUAUCCACUGCAGUUUACAUCAGCAACUCGAGAUGGUUCACCAUCGUGCUGGUGUCCUACUUCUUUGGUGCCUUCUGCAAUCACAAUCUUUUUCUUGCUAUUCACGAACUGAGCCAUAAUUUGGCAUGCUCAAGUCCGUUCUACAACCGUUUGCUCGGAAUAUUUGCGAAUUUGCCAGUUGGGAUUCCUAUGUCUGUUACGUUUCAAAAAUAUCACUUGGAGCACCAUAGAUAUCAGGGCGUGGAGGGCAUGGACAUGGACAUUCCCAGCUAUGCAGAAGGUCGGAUAGUGACCAACACGGCGUUGAAGGUUUUGUGGGUACUCUUCCAGCUUUUCUUCUAUGCCCUGAGGCCUCUAUUUUUGAAUCCAAAACCUCCAGGUGUUUGGGAAUUCGGAAACUUGGUGGCUCAAUUGACCCUGGAUGGAGCUUUGGUGUACUAUGCUGGGUGGAAAGCACUGGCAUACCUGAUUCUCUCUACAUUCCUUGGGGGUGGCAUGCACCCAAUAGCAGGGCACUUUAUAUCUGAACAUUAUGUUUUCAACAAAGGGCAGGAAACCUACUCUUACUAUGGCCCCCUCAACCUGCUCACGUGGAAUGUCGGAUAUCAUAACGAGCAUCACGACUUUCCAAGGAUUGCAGGCACUAGGCUACCAGAAUUGAAGAAGAUGGCUCCUGAGUUCUACGAGGGCCUAGCCUGUCACAACUCUUGGUCUCGUGUCAUCUAUCAGUACAUCACGGACCCAACGGUUGGACCUUUCAGCCGCAUGAAGCGCAAGCAACUGAGGAGCAACAGUGUGAAGGCGGAGUAGAGAACACGCGUGACUUCGUACUAUGAGUAAAUAUUGUUUCUUCCUACCGUGGUCCAAGUUAAUCGGAGCUUAAGAGAAUCGGAGGGAUUAGAUAGACAGUGGCCUGUGGAACAGCAAGAUGCAACUCGUCUCAUGUACCCGGCUGCAGCAUGUAAAACAUUCUUUACCAGGAGUUUUUCCUUUCCUGGUCAUCUGGCUUUGUUUUGAUCUUUAUACAAUGGAAGAAGCUUUUGCAGUUGCUGCAGCCAAGCUUGAUUUGCCCAUUCUUUCAAUUAAGAGCUUCCCGUUAUCUCCACAUGUGUUUCCCGAACUGUUAGGCAAUGAUUUUGGGACGCUUGUGUGCUCUCCAGGUCGCGUACAAUUGUGGGCUUUUUUCUCUCCAACCUGAGGCUCGUCUAUUUCGUCCAUCCGAGAUUUGCUUACCACUAAGUUCACGGCAUGGAGUGUCAUGGUUACGUAUUUGCUUUAGGUCUGUUCGAGUUCACGCAUUAUCUCCAAGGGUUCAACUGAACAAGUUCCAAAUCUGCAAGCCAUAUUGAAUCAGAAGGUGUUUCAAGAUGACAUAAGUAUUACUUGAAAGCAGGAAAUUUGAGCGGUUUACAAGGGCACCACCAGAAAGGCCUGAUGGAAUCCCAUAUCCACUGGAGACCUCAGGAUGUGACCGAGAUUUUCCAUCUUACACCAACGGAGUGACAUCACGUGUACGGUGCAACACAAAAGUGCAUCAGAAAGUCAGCUUUCAAUGAUUCUGUUCGGUGCCGGAGUCAGGAAGCAGAGGAGAAUUUUUUGGAAGAGCAUCCACUUCGCCCUAUAUCCUUCGAGGCAGUAUGCCAUCUACCUCCCGCCAAACAAAAGCAAUGGCUGGGAUUUGUUGCACAGUGCCUUCACCAGAGAAGGAGACUCAAGGUAAAUUUGGAGUAAGAUAUCUGACCUUCUCCAUAUACCUAAUCCUACAAAGGGUUAAGUAUAUAGAACUCAUCACGAAGUUCAGUUGGAUCCGCAGCAUACAAUUCAUGAAGAUUGGGAGAUGUUAUUAUAAUUAGAGAUGCCAAUGGAGAACAAGUUCGCUAUGUUACGCAAACCAUAAACAAGUGGCUCCAGUUAACUUGUUAGCACAGCUGUUUCCAGGUAUCGUGUUUGGAAUCCGAGAGCACACAUGGGGGCAGACCCUGAUGUGUGAUGAGACCGGCUGUUUGAUAUGUUAUUUUCAUGUUUCUACUUCUCUAAGUUAUGUAUGCGUAGUUGAUGCAACCGCUAUUCACGUCACAUAUACAUAUGUUAUGGACGCAUGUAUAUUUAUGAUUAAAACAUAAUUAAAGACUUGAUUAAUUGGGGU